This is a messenger RNA of Drosophila rhopaloa, 1063 nucleotides long. RefSeq lists its product as uncharacterized. The transcript has 4 exons. The coding region runs from base 122 to 982 and encodes 286 amino acids. NCBI's taxonomy places the organism in Eukaryota, Metazoa, Arthropoda, Insecta, Diptera, Drosophilidae. The record is from RefSeq and is a predicted model, not a curated record.
CAGCCCUUCUCCAGUUGGAGACCAGUCGUUAAAGUCAGCCCGAACCCAUCGGAGCCAGCGAGUAUAUAUAACUACGAUCCACCCCUAAAUCAACACAAACAGCCAAAAACACAACAGCAACAUGGGAGACUACACCUGGAUUAGCACCAACGUUUACGAUGCCCUGCCAGCGGGAGCCAUCCUGGCUGGUCAUGAUUCCGACCAGGACCCCAUCUAUGUGGGCCGUGCCUACCACAACGGGGAGAUGCUACCGGCGAAGGUUGUGCCCGGCAAGCAGCAGGCCUAUGUGCCCUUUGACGGCCAGGAGAUCAGCAAGCACGACUUCGAGGUCCUCGUCGGCGAACACUUCUCCUGGAUCCCCUCCAGCGGCGGAUCCGUCCCGCCCUUCGCCAUUCGCGUCGGCCAGACCGGCGACGGUGAGCCCCUGUACGUGGGUCGUGGCUACUUCCAGGGCAGCCUCACCCCCGGCAAGAUCCAUCCCUCUCACCAGUGCCUGUACAUCCCCUACGGAGGAGGCGAGCACCGCCUGGAGGCCUAUGAAGUACUGGUCCAGCCGGAGACCUGGGUCUCCUCCCACGGACGUAACAUUGUGCCCGGAACAGUGCUUGGCGGACACGACUGCAAUGGCGAUCAGAUCUAUGUGGGUCGCGCCUAUCACGAGGGCGAUUUGCUGCCAGCCAAGGUGAUACCCAACAAGGGCUGCGCCUAUGUCCCCUACGGAGGCGGUGAGGUGGUCAAGCACGACUUCGAGCUGCUGGCCGGAUACGGAUACGGAUGGGUGCACGACAGCCAUGGCAAUGUGCCCGGAAACGCCGUGCUCUGCGGAAGAACUGCCGACGGAGAGCCCCUCUUCAUCGGUCGUGCCCACCACCAUGGCAGUUUGACCCCCGGAAAGAUCCACCAGUCGCACCAGUGCCUCUACAUCCCCUUCGGCGGCGAGGAGGUCCGUAUCGACCACUACGAAGUCCUGGUCAAGGGCUAAACUGCUCCCCCGUUUUGACUGACUGCCCUCUCUAAUUUAUAAUUCAUCUUGUUUCAUUAAAAAUGUCUUUCCACUAAACCA